This is a messenger RNA of Trematosphaeria pertusa, 794 nucleotides long. RefSeq lists its product as uncharacterized. NCBI's taxonomy places the organism in Eukaryota, Fungi, Ascomycota, Dothideomycetes, Pleosporales, Trematosphaeriaceae. The record is from RefSeq and is a predicted model, not a curated record. The transcript has a single exon. The annotation marks the transcript as partial.
AGAGCCAACCGCGAGAAUAUCAAAUCCGGACUUCCCAUAUGGGGCCGCCUAGUUCUCCAGCAAUAUCGAAGGGCGUUCGACGAUCGCGGCGCAGCAGUGCUCCACGUUGGGUGGAACAUGAAGACACGGGAACUUCCGGCACCUGAGCAGUACCAGGAUCGCUUCGAGGACAAAGAACAACAGCGAGUCCAGAAGAACAAUGCCUUCAAGUUCACUGCAGCUAUAAAUGCAGAUUUACGGCGGGCCAAGAAUCCAACUAUUGUUGCAGUUGGAUGGGAUGGGUGCACUUGCAAUACGAAGCUCAUCCAGGAAUGGUUACCUAGUGUGCCCGAAUUCCAGUGGAUCGUUCGUAUUCCGAAUCUCAAGUACAACGCGAACCCGGACUAUCUAGAGAACCGUGAGGGUGCUUGGUGGACAUCCUUCGGCUCCGCCUCACUCGCAUCUUCCCUUUCGGACGUCCAGAGGAGUCCGAAUCUUACCCAGGUUAUUCGCAUCUGGGAACAGAUCCAAAACUCCAAGGACUUGCGACCUAACGAACACGCGCUACAUACUGGCCGAAAUGCGGUAGAUCUGAACGAAAUCGUUUCCGAGGUCGAGACCAAGGAUAAGGCCGAAUCCACGUAAAAGGCAUUCAGCAAGCGGAUCCUUGUACGACCUCAUUGUUAUUGAUGGUGAUGAUCAUCACCCCCUUUCAUCGAUGAUUGUCAAUCGUCUCCGAAUACAUGGAGCUCCACACAUUGUGCGUAGCUCGGGGAAGUGACUAGAACAUCGGUAGGGGUGGGGCCCAGACACGC